Molecule: messenger RNA, 8689 nt
Organism: Diabrotica balteata
Lineage: Eukaryota; Metazoa; Arthropoda; Insecta; Coleoptera; Chrysomelidae
Source: the annotation of a GenBank genome assembly
AUGAAUAAUCAAUGAUGUCUUGCCAACCUACCACCCCUUUUUACAAUGGACAUGAACAACUUAGUUCUUUCGGAAAAUACUCCAGUAGAUUCUGUGAUAUACACGUUACAAGGAACUGAUCCUGAAAACAGUCCGGUCCAUUACGGAAUCAGCGGUACAGAUACAUUGAAUGUCAAUUCAACGACUGGAGAGGUGACAGUGGUCAAACCGCUGGAUUAUGAGAAAAACAACACACUUAACAUAAUUGUCAGCAUCGAAGAUGAAGUGGAAGGCGGAGGGAAAAACAAUAUCGUGGAAGUUCCAAUAACAGUCAUUAUAUCCGACGAAAAUGAUAACCCUCCGGAAUUCAUCGAGGCGCCCUACGAAAUCACCGUUAACGAAGAUACGUUGCCGGGAGCGAAAGUGUUUUCGCAAAUUAUGGUGGUAGAUAAGGACACUACAGGUUCCAAUAUAGAGGUGGAGUGUGUUAAUUCACCGACUGAUCCCGAUACAUGCGAUGUCUUUAAUAUCGAAACGAUCACUUCGGAACAGAAUUCGUACACGGGAGCCAUCACGCUCAUGAAGAAACUGGACUACAACACUAAGAGCAGUUACCAUUUUAUGCUAAAAGCCUCGGAUGGAGAAUUGACAAGUACCACGAAUGUUAAUGUCAACGUCGGCGAUGUUCAAGAUACUCCUCCAUAUUUCGUUGAUCCCAUGGACUAUUUUAUUUUGGAUUCGAUAAGCGGGGAACUUAGAACAGCGAGACCAAUUGAUAAGGAAUCGGUCGACAACCCUGGGGGUAUUUUAAAAUUUAAUAUAAGGGCCUACGAAGUAGUAAAUGGUAGUAAAAGUAACACCCCUCUAACGGUUUCAACGGCCGAGGCAACCGUUAGAAUAUUAGAUGUCAACGACGAGCCCCCGACAUUUAACAAAAGAGAGUACACAGUGGAAAUUCCAGAAAAUAUUCCAGAAGGUUCUGCUCUGCCAGGACUGGAUAUGACUGUCAACGAUCCAGAUGAGGAUAGUAACUCAGAGUAUUCGCUGGACCUCAUAGAUAUCUCAGAAGUAUUUUCGAUCGAACCAAAGACAGCUUCUGGAUGGACUCCCGUAAACCAUACGACAUAUUCAGCAACGAUUUCGGAAGUAGCUACGCCAGGAACUUUGGUUACCACUAUAACUGCCAGCGACAGAGAUAGCGGAUCGUUCGGAGAAAAUGGAAUAGUUUAUAAGUUGUUUGGCAAUGGAGCUGAUAAAUUUAACGUAAAUAGUAAAACAGGAACUAUAACUGUAGCCGAAUGUGAACACCGAGGAAAAUCUCCGUGCUUGGAUUAUGAAACCAAUCCGGAAUUCCAGCUUCAAUUUAUUGCAGUCGACGAUGACGGCAAAGGGCAGACAUCGACGGUCCCCCUUAAAAUCCAACUAACCGACAGCAACGACAAUCCGCCCGUAUUCAGCCAGUCCAUAUACAGGGCUUUCAUCAACGAGGGCUCGGCCAAAUUUCAGCCUGAAUUAAUAGUGGAAGCGGCCGAUGCUGACAAAACGUCCAGAGUGACGUAUUCGAUAAUUUCGGGAAACGAUGAUGGAUUAUUCAGCGUUGUUCCUACUACUGGAGUGAUUAGAAUUAUGAAUAAUAGAGGACUGGAUAUAAGUAAUGAGACGGACAAUGUUAUUUCGCUAACUGUGAUGGCAAGUGAUGGACAGUACACGUCAACUGCCGUUGUCAAUAUCACAGUACUGGAUGUAAACAAUAAUGCGCCAAUAUUUUCGAGACAUCACUAUGUAGAAAGUGUUUUAGAAGACGUUCCUAUUGGUACAUCUGUGAUGAGGGUACAAGCUACAGAUGCCGAUACUGGUAUAAAUGCCGCCAUAGAGUACUUUAUGCAAAAGGGCGCAUACGAAGAUUUCAAAGUCGACAACGCUUCGGGCGUUAUAUCAGUAGCAAAGAAACUGGACUACGAUAGAAGAAAUACCUACAACAUCGAAUUGGUUGCCUUGGACCACGGAGUUCCUAGUUUAACAGGAACUACAGAAGUUACUAUUACUGUUGUUAUGGAGGAUGCCGCAGUCGGAACUGUCAUCUAUACCUUAAUCGCGCUUGACCCAGACGUCAAUUCUUCUGAUGCUCUAAAUUUUGCCGCUACUGAGCCAAUAACAGCAUUGGACAAGCAUGGACAAGAGGUCAUAGGCAAUGAAAAGUUUAAAGAGUUUUUCUCAGUAGAUAAAUUUACCGGAAAAGUUACGGUUGUGAAACCACUACUUCGAGACUUGGCUGCCGUUAUCAGAAUAACCGUUUUGGUCAGUGAUAUUACUGCUCCGAGUAUACAGCAAGGUCAGGGGUUACUGAUAAUAACUAUAGGUGAUGUCAACGACUCGCCUCCUAUGUUUAUGCCACCAUGGACCAGAGAAAAUCCUAGUUACUACCUGGAAUUAAAAGAAGAACAACCCGUGGGUACUAUAGUAGCAACUUAUAAAGCUAUUGAUGAGGACUCUGAUAUAGCUGGAUAUUUAAUAUAUCCAGAAAGUGACUAUUUCCAAAUUAAUAACGGAACAGGUAUAGUACAAAUAAAAAAGAAGAUCGACUAUGAAAAAAUCAAAAUACUUAAUUUUACAAUCGUCGCAUUUGAUAGUGGAGUACCCCAACUAAAUGCCACUGCCACAGUGUUGGUAAAAGUUAUAAACAUAAAUGAUAACGAUCCGAUAUUUACAGAAAAGGAAUAUAAAGCAGAAAUAGACGAAAACUCCCCUAACGGUACAUUUAUCGUAGCAGUUAGAGCUGUAGAUAAAGACGCUGAAAGCUAUGGCGAAGUUAGCUACUUUUUAACUGGAGAACACAGCAUGAAUUUCGCCAUAGAUAACGAAACAGGAUAUAUCACAGUAGCCAACUCGAAUUUCCUUGACCAUGAAGUCAUCAAUGAAACUGAAAUACAGGUGGUAGCUCAAGAUGGAGCUCCUAGCAAUGUCAAGAGAUCAGUAACUGUUCCGGUUCGGAUUAAAAUUAGAGAUGUGAACGAUAAUGCUCCGAAGUUUGCGCACAAAGAAUAUAAUGUAACUGUUAUGGAGAACGUGCGAUUGAAUCCGCCGCUGCCUUUGGUUCAGGUUAAUGCUACAGAUGAAGAUUCUGGAAUGAAUGGGAAUAUACACUACAGUAUAGUAUCAGGAAAUGACAAUGACAUCUUUCUUCUGGGCGUGGAAACUGGCAUUUUGUACCCUCACAAGUCGUUGUUGGGCCAAACGAGGGAUUUCCAUUUGGCGGUGGUGGCCAGGGAUGGAGGCGGCAAUGCGAACGGCAACGGGCAAUUGUUCGACGAAGCCACAAUUAAUGUGCAUGUCUUAAAUGUAAACGAGCAUCGGCCAGAGUUCAUUAUGCCGGCCCUCGCCAACUCCACGGUCGAAGUACUUGAGAACGCAGCAACGGAAAACUACUUAGUAAUGACCGUGAAAGCCGUUGAUAAGGAUCAAAACGAAAAUGGUAGACUCACUUAUCAUUUCAAAGUCGACGAAGAAAACGUUCAAGAGACUGAAGAGUUUAGUAUCGAUCCCAAGAGUGGGGAACUAAAAACUAGGAAGAGCCUUGACAGGGAGUUUAAACCAAAUUACCAAUUGGUGUUGGUAGCUAGAGACCACGGCUUUCCUAAAUGGUACGAAACCAUACGGCAUUUGACUGUUCUAUUAGUAGAUGAAAAUGACAACAGACCAGAGUUUCCAGGUUCCAAGUCAACUAAUCCUUAUCACUUUUACGUUGUGGAGAAUAACGAAAAGGAUAUAAUGAUAGCCUUAGACAGGGACGAAGGUAUGCACGCCAAAGUGUACUAUUACCUGAUAUCCGGCAACGAGGACCGCCCCUUUUUCCUUGAUCGGAUCGAUGGAGGCUUGUACGCAAACAAAUCUUUCGACCGAGAAGAGCAAUCAGAAUACAAUCUCCUUAUCAUAGCAACUAACGACCCAAAUUACGUAGUUCCUUCGGAACCAGUAGACCAAGACGAGACCGAUAGGAGCAUAGCGCACGUCGUUGUCACCAUCCUGGACGUCAAUGACAACGCUCCCGUCUUUGAGCAACCGGUCUAUUAUUCUGCCGUUAAUGCAAUGGCUAAUAUUAACGAUUUUGUUGUUAACGUUACUGCUACGGAUCCGGAUUUUGGUGUGAAUGGAUCUAUCACUUAUUAUAUCAAGGCGACCAACUUGUACAAAUUUAACUCCAACCGGAGCUCAGGGUCUAUCAUUCCUUCACCUUUCAAUAUUACCGAACAAGGACAGAUUUGUACUGCGACGUAUCUAGCAGAAAAUAAUCAACAUAGAUUUAUAAUCGACAUCAUUGCUAGAGAGAACGCCUUUCCAGAAAGAGAAGCAUCGACCAGAGUGCACGUUUGGAUCUUCGAGCCAGAGCAGCUGAUUAGAGUAAUUCUAUCGCGACCCAAGGAAGAAGUGAUAAAGGAGAAAGAAGAAAUCUUAGCAGAAUUGAGCAAUGCUACACAAAGUCUGGUCAUUAUCGAUAAAAUUAGAUAUCACAUUGAUGAUAAUGGAGUGAAAAAUGAAGACUGGUCCGAUCUCUACAUUCUUGUAGUAAAUCCAAAAACCCAAACGAUUCUGCCAGUUCCAGACGUCCUAAAAACAAUAGAUUCGAAGUACGACUUUCUAAAAGACUACUAUGCUGGUUUUGCGAUAGAGAACGUUGUUCCAGCUUUUAUUACAGAAAAGGCCGAAACUUUCGACUCGGCUUUAGUGGCUCUGAUAGCUUUACUAGUAGUACUGAUUGUUGGUAUUGUCACUUUCAUUAUAAUAUGUUGUUGUUUACGCCACUGGGUUCUAUCUCCGACGGAUCUCAAGAAGAAGGACGCUUUGAUUAAGAAGGCUAUUAUCGAUGACUUGAAUACUACUGAGAAUCCUCUCUGGAUAGAACAAAAACUGAAAAUUUACGAAGAACAGGAGCUUACGAUGCAAGUAUUCAACGAACCGGAUCCAAAUAUGGCCAACAGAAGAGACAGUGAUGAUUAUGUAAACGAAGACAAUGCCUAUGCAACAAUCCAACAUCCCACCAGGAGAUCAUCAUCACAUUUGGCUCCCAUGAAUGGAGCCGACGACCUGGCAGAUUACGCCACUCUAUCGGGGCAUCCCCAUAAUCGAAAUGGUAGUAAUAAUAGUUCAUUAAGGGGAGGAUCCAAUUAUUACGAAGCAGCUAUGGGUUUCCAAGGUUCCACCUUCCAGGUACCAGAGAGACUUAGCAACGAUUAUACUCCAUAUGGAGUUAAGUUUGAUGGUUCUGAACUAACUAUCAACAAGAGCCAUCACCAGCCGGAUUACGUAGCCGAACUGAUUUAGUUUACUGACUGUUCAUCAUCAACAACGUGACAAUAUUGACUACCAAGCGAAGUGAUAUGUUCGAAUUGGUUUUUAUUAUUUAUAUUUGUGGGUUACUGAUUCUUUUAGAUAAAUGCAUAUGCCAAUAGGACAAUUUUGAUUAUUUAUAGUAUUAAGUAGUAGUAACCAAACAUUUGAGAAAUACUCGUACGUACAGAUAAUGUGAACUAAAAACUUUAACAACAUACUUUGUAUAUUGUUAAUGUUCAUUUGUCAAUAUUCCAUAUACAAAUUUUAGCUAUUUUACAGAUACUUUACAAAUUUAUUUUUAUAGGUACUUAAUUCGGUCUUAGUUGUUUUGAACCAAAUCGUUUAGUACACGAACUUGCUAAUAUUUUUUUACCCCUUGAUGUCCAUUUUUGAAUAGAAUUUCACUAUUUGUCUAUACUGCGUUUCAAUAAUUAAAAUCAGUGUGAUUGUAUAUUACAAGCGGGUUUGCCAUAUUUCGCUCAUUCUGUGAAUUUUAAUAAAUAAAUCCUCCUUUUACUUUCAUUUGCUUCUUUUUCUUAGCGGUCAUCAAACAAUUAAUAAUUUUCUGACGGUACUACGGUACAUACCUACUGAAUAAUGGACAGCAGGAGUGUGACGUCACGGCGGUCAUAUUGUUGCUUUUACUUUCAAAACAAAAGUUGAAAUGCCAAAUCUCAAGACUUUUUAAUUUCUAUAAAGUUAACAUUUUGCUUCCUCUGCUGCUUUUCUUUUAAGUGUAGUGUUUUUUUACGAUAAUACCAUCACAAUUCAGUGUUCUGUUUAUAUUAAAUAUAGUUUAAAAGUAUAAAUUAAAGAAAUUCUAACCUUACUUUAUUGAUGCAUGCACUUUAUUGCUAUUUUUAUAAAAUAACAUGCUUUAUUUUUACACAAUCUUGUAAAAUUGUUGUAGUAACUAUUAGAAUACUUAAAUAUUGCAAAAAGCGGAAAGAUUCUGUAAAAAAAAUGAAAAAGUAACGAAAAAUACAAAUUAUCCACACUAAACAACGUUUGUCUGGAAAGUGAAACUGACAGAUGUCAAUAAAAUCUACGUCAUCACUCCGGCGGUCCAUUAUUUAUUCUUUCAAUUCACUCGUAAACGGUCAAAAAAAAAAUAUGUUAAUAAAAAACAUUUAUAGUGUUAAAGUUUCAGACUAUUUUAUGUUAGGCCAUUUUGAAAACAAUAAUUCAAGAUGUAAAAAUUUUUAAUAAACCCCUUGCCAGGUUGAAUUGUUGUUUUGAAAAUUGACUAAUAAUAAAAUAGUCCAAAACGUCAACACAAGUUGUUUGUUGCAUUUGCUUUAUAAUAUAAUGGAAAAAUAGGAACUAUUUUUAAUGAAUAAAAAUAAAGAGUAAAUAAGAUAUUUUUUAAUUAAACAUAAAACUUACGUUACUAUUCAUCAGCUUCAUCCGUGUUACUACAAAUAAGAUCACUGUCACUGUCCGUCCUAUACUCGGUUCGCUAUUCCCAGUCCGAACUGUCUAGUGAAUUUAGUAAUUAUUUUUUUGCGAAGUUAGUUACGUUUUGACAUGGUUUUGACAGACUAAAAGUGGCUGGAAAAUAUAUUACAACAAGCACACGUACACGUAGCCAAUAUUAAUAAUAAACCAAACUAAAUAUGUAAAAUAAAAUAGAACUUUGCGAAUUACCGACAAUCAAUAUUUAUUUAUCUGCACCAUAUAAUAAACAGUUAUCUUAAAUUAUAACACCUAAAAUAUAUUUUUUAAAUAUAUACUACCCAAAAUUUGAUGGGUUUAGUAUGCACUUCCACUAUUUAGAAUAAUUCUUCUUUUUUUCAAAGAAUAAAGAAGUCUGCAAUAGUAGUAUACUUGAGCUAUUAAUACUGAGAAGUAGGAAUUAUUGUGUUGUAGGUUUCCGACAAUGAAUCUGUCAAAAUUUACCCGAGUUUUGUACCAAUUGUGUCACUUUUUAGACUAUUAUAGUUUAAUAUUUAAUUAAAACUUUCUCGUCUGAAAAAUAUUUUAUAGCUAUUUGUUAAUAAGUGUUGGAAAAUUUAAAUUUAGCGCCUUUGCAUUUUCCGGAUAUGUCCGCCAUCAGAGGCCACUUUUUUGGUCUCCUUUUCAUAACGAUUAGAUUCCCUCUUGUAUCUUUUUGCUCGAUGGUCUCGACACAUGUCUGUUGCUUCUCCUAUUACGUGUUUUAUUUAAUUUUUACAUUUUACUUGGGUAACUUGUGAGUAUGCUUCCGUAAUUAAAUUCCUAACUGCUUCUUCUUUAAAAGUUUUGGUGUGUUCGGCGAUAUAUCUUUUCACUUCGCUUCAUACAAACUCUAUGGGGUUGAGCUCACAGUGUAGGCCGGAAGGCGGAGAAUUUUUAAAUUGUGUUGUGUUAAUAUCUUCAAUUAUAUAUGUCGAUCGUAAUUUGCCUUAUAGUUGUUGACAACUUCCAACAGUUCAGCUUUACUUAAAUAGUUUCUCUUAAAUAGUUUUCUUCAAAAAAUAUAUCUUUCAAUUGAAGCUAUGUUUUUAUUUCUUCAUUAUUAGAAUCAGUUUUAGCAUCUUUCAUUCAUCAUCUAUCAUCAUCCAUCAUCCAUUACCACAACUGUUAUGGGUUGUUGGUAGCUGUUGUUUACUGGCAAAUUAGGUUACGUUUGAAACCAUUUAUUCAUGGCAAUCUUGGGUGUUUUUCUUUGCAAGAAAAGUCAGUUCUGCUCUAUUAACAAAGGCACUUUCACAUCCUACAUGUAAGAGGACAAAAUGAGGACCACGAACUGCAGGAGCUAUUAAGCCUGUAAUCAGGCCAUGAACAAAUGCAUCUCUAUGCGAUUUAAUGGACGUGUCUACCCAUUCUUUUAAUACGUUGUGACCUACGUUUACCAUUGCUCAUCUAAAUAGACGAUAUUGUAGCUUCUUUGCGGUAUCGACGAAUGAAUCGUAGGUAACGACGGUACAAAUGAUCCCACAGUCGAAGAACAUGCAGAGCGACAGACCGAACAUAAUAAUUUGAGCAGUACGUGUUUGUACAAUCGUUUUUUUCCUAUUCGCAGUUGCUCUCUAAGAUCAAGAAAAUGUUUAAUGAAUAUCUCGAUUCAAGUAGAAUUAUAAAAAAGACAUUAACUUUCUGACAGAGUAUUUCUUGAUUGUCUGUACAGUGGCGACGUUAGAGUAUGAAACUGGAGAAGCACUAUUAUGUUUUUAAAUAAUUUAAAUAGUGCUUGAAAGUUUCUUUUAUGGGUUGAACACUGGUUGGUCCCCUAUUUGGCGUCCUCGCUUUUUAUUUAAUUUUUUACUUAGUUAUUGUAAAUUGCCAUAUCAUAAUCUUUUAUUUUAUUUAUAAUUACUUAUAGAUUUUAUUUAUUUUCAUUUUUUCUAAAAUAAAUAUAACUGUAUACAUUUGUACAUAGAAAAUAAAAAUAUCUUUAUGU